Messenger RNA from Strongylocentrotus purpuratus (purple sea urchin), 2032 nucleotides. RefSeq lists its product as uncharacterized. Bases 131 to 1705 code for a protein of 524 amino acids. The transcript has 9 exons. Lineage: Eukaryota; Metazoa; Echinodermata; Echinoidea; Camarodonta; Strongylocentrotidae. The record is from RefSeq and is a predicted model, not a curated record.
CUUUGACCUUUGUAAUGACGCAGACAUAUUGUAUAACGUAUAACGUAUUCAAACAUCAUUGCAACCGCCACGUAUACAUCCUAAAUUUGUUUCCAUAUCUGAUAUAUUUGAUGAGCCUGAUGUCGAAACAAUGGCUGUGAAAAUGGUAGAUGUGUGCAUUUCUCUCAACCAUUAUUUACCAAUGAUACUGACAUUGUGCGCCAUAGCAACGUUUGGUAGUACUGAGCAGCAUGUAGUCGGCUGGCUCGGGCAAGAUGUACGCCUACUAUGCAACUUCACCAAUGAAGACGUGCUUGCAGUGUAUUGGAUGAAUGGCAGUGACAUAACCAAGGCCUCCUACUUCAAACAGCAACGAAUAAGCUUGGAUGACCGGUUUGCUUUGAAUGAGGAUUUCUCUCUCGUCAUCAAUGAUCUCGAGGUGUCAGACGAAGGAAGAUACGUGUGUCACGUUGAAUUCUAUUCUGCAGAAAGUUUGACAAUGCACACCAUACUGGCUGUCUACGCACAAGUAUCAACUCCUCGCAUCGGACAAUGUUCCCAUAAGCCAACCGGGAACGAAUUUCAAAGUUACUGCGAGGUGACAACUACCGACACCCAGCCUUUUCACUUGGACUGUCGAGUGACUGGCUUCAGACCGAAUGUUUCCCUUGAGUGGACCUCCUCGGGGACUGUGAAGAAGCCCCUUGGAGAACCUUUCCAGAAGACACUACCUGACGGCACAGCUGACCGGGUGGUUACAAUCAGCGUCACUGCCAAAGUUGACGAAGAUCGGUCUUACACCUGUACGGUGAAGGGACGGGCGACCAAUGGAACAGAUCGGACAGCAACAAUCACGGUGCUUGCUCUAGGCCAAGGGGUGUCUACUUGGGCAAAGAUCGGCUUUGGUGUACUCGGGGGCUCCAUGUUGAUCGCUCUAAUUCUGCCAGUCAUCGCAGUGGCCCUUUACAGACUAGGUCAUUUGAGAGCUCUUCGAAAAGAAAUAAGGACAUACACUUUCAAAAAACCCGGUAAGGAAAAUGAAAAGGCAGCCGCGCACAUCGGUCUUUUUGGUGAGAUGGGAGCUGGGAAGUCUACAUUCCUCAAUUCUAUUGAGUUCGCAUACAAAGGCAAGCGAAGCCAGCCAACCAGAAGCACAGCACAUUCAACUGGAGGACACACUGAACUACGAAAUUGUCUUCGUCUUACUGACUAUAUUUCUCUGUUCGACAAUCGCGGCAUGAAAGAUUUUAGUUUGUCAUAUGUGGACCAGUAUAUGGAUGAAAUCAGAGGCAAGAAAGAAGAAGCAGGUUCAUCAGUUUCUACCUGUCUUAUUAGUGAGGAAAUUUAUUGCGCUGUGUUCGUCUAUAAACACGGUGACUCUCAAAAGAAGAAAGCAGCUGUGGAGUUUUUUGACAAGUUUUCAACAAAACUUCGAAAUUAUAGUGGUUAUCAACCGAUGAUAGUCAUUACUCACGCCAACAGCUUGUCGACAGAAACCAAGAGAGAUUUGAAAGAGAGCUUCAAAUCCUAUUGCGACGAAGUGUGGUUCUUUGAAAACUAUACUAAGUCCAUCAACAACUUGGGGAAGAGCAUCGAGUUUUUGAAGUUUCUCAAAGCAUCGCUAUAUCGCAGCGAAGUCGCCAUCGUAACCCAUGAGCGACAGAAUGAACGCGAAAGAGAGAUAGAGGCAAAGAAGGGUUUUUUUGCGCGUUGGUUUGGUUGGUGAGCAUAGAUGUAUGCAUGUGCGUCACUAUGUUAUACUUUGACGGGGUGGUGUCCUCAGACCACAAUUGCAAACAUUAAAUCCAAAUUUUAAUUUGAACAAUCUAUUGAAAUGAAUCCUGGCAUAAUAGGAUCUCAUUUAUAAUUCGUUAUUGUUUGCUUUAUAUUGAAUCAAUCUGUUCUUCAAAAAGAAAGAAAUCUAGUGUUUCAUUAUUAAACACUGCACUGCUUGCAGGCGUGUACGCAGCAGGGGGGGUUGGGGGUUGAACCCCCCCUCAAUUUUGUUUAUGUGUGUGAUUUUUGAUGAAACCCCCGCCCUCAUAAAAAAAAA